AUGAUAUCCACGGCCUUUUUAGUUCUGGGCUCUGCCAUUGUCGACGCUGCUACACCGUGGGAUGGCUCACGCUUCGCUUGGUACACAUCAGAUGCAGGCAACGACUUCCAGAGUGCUCUGCCCAUCGGCAAUGGAAGACUUGGUGCGGCUGUCUUUGGGAUGGCCGAGGAAAAGCUGGUGUUGAAUGAGAACUCGGUCUGGAGCGGCCCGUGGCUGGACCGUGCAAACCCAAAGUCCAAGGAUGCUGUUCCCAAAAUCAGGCAGAUGCUAAUCUUGGGGAACAUAACGGGCGCCGGCGAAUCUGCCAUGGACAAUAUGGCGGGCAACCCAACCUCGCCGAGAGCAUACCAUCCGCUGGUCAACGUCGGCAUCGACUUUGGGCACAGCUCCGGCAUCUCGUCCUACACCCGCUGGCUCGACACGUACCAGGGCACAGCCGGGGUUAAUUACAUCCACGGCGGCACCAACCACAGCCGUGAAUACGUCGCCAGCUAUCCCCAUGGCGUUCUCGCCUUUCGCCUGAGUGCCAGCGGGCAGGGCAAGCUCAACGUCAAGCUUUCCCUCUCUCGCGCCCAAUGGAUUCUCUCCCAGACAGCUCGUACCGGCAGCGGCGCGAGCGCCCACACUGUCGCUUUGAGCGCAAAUAGCGGGCAGGCUUCCGAAGCCAUCACCUUCUGGUCUGAAGCCAGAAUCCUCAACUCAGGGGGCACCGCCACUUCCCCGGAUGGCAAGACUAUUUCCAUAACGGGAGCUGAUAUGGUUGACGUCUUCUUCGACGCCGAGACGACAUACCGAUAUCCCAGCGCUGCCGCGGCGCAGGCCGAGCUGAAACGAAAGCUCGAUGCCGCCGUGGCCGCAGGCUACCCAGCGGUUCGUAAAGCUGCCAUUGACGAUUUCAGCAGUCUCAUGGGACGCGUGAAGCUCGACCUCGGGUCCUCGGGCGAUGCUGGAUUACAACCGGUGCCCACCCGGCUGAGCAACUUCAAGAGGAACCCCAACGCGGAUCCCCAGAUGAUGACCCUCAUGUUCAACUUUGGCCGCCAUCUUCUUGUCUCUUCCUCCCGGGACACCGGACCGCGCUCUCUUCCAGCCAACCUGCAGGGCAUCUGGAACCGGGACUAUUCCCCCGCGUGGCAGAGCAAGUACACCAUCAACAUCAACCUCGAGAUGAACUACUGGCCCGCACUGGUCACCAACCUAGCCGAGACCCAGAAGCCCGUGUUCGACCUGAUCAAUGUCGCCAUUCCCCGGGGCCAAGCCGUGGCCAAGACCAUGUACGGUUGCGACCACGGCUUCAUGUUGCACCACAACACAGACCUCUGGGGCGACGCGGCCCCUGUCGACAAGGGCACGCCGUACACCGUGUGGCCGAUGGGCGCCGCCUGGCUGUCGGCCGACGCCAUGGAGCACUACCGCUUCACGCAGAACAAGACCUUCCUCCAGCAAGUCGCGUGGCCCAUCCUCCGCCAAACCGCCCAGUUCUACCACUGCUACCUCUUCCAAUGGAACAACUACUGGACCGCCGGCCCGUCCCUCUCUCCCGAGCACGCCUUCGUCGUGCCCCAGGGCAUGCGCCAGGCCGGCAAGAGCGAAGGCCUCGACAUCAGCAUCGAAAUGGACAACCAGCUCCUCCACCAGCUCUUCACCAACAUCAACGAGACCUGCGCCACCCUCGGCCUCCCCCCCACUGACCCAGACUGCACCGCCGCUCGCGCCAAACUCCCACAAAUACGCCCGCCCACCAUCAACCCCACCACCUCGCGCCUCCAAGAAUGGCGCUCUUCCUCCUACGCCGACACCGAGCCCGGCCACAGGCACUUCUCCCCGCUCUGGGCGCUCUACCCAGGCAGCCAACUCACCACCUCCGUGUCCCUAACAACGGCCGCUGCCGCCCUCCUAGACCACCGCAUGGCCUCCGGCUCCGGCUCCACCGGCUGGUCGCGCGCGUGGGCGGUGAACCUGUACGCGCGCCUGGUGCGCGGGGACGACGCGUGGCGGCACGCGCAGACGCUCAUCCAGACAUUCCCCUCGCCAAACCUGUGGAACUCGGAUAACGGGCCGGGUACGCCGUUUCAGAUCGACGGGAACUUUGGGCUGGUGGCUGGCAUGGCGGAGGUGUUUUUGCAGAGCCAUGACUGGACUGUGCAUUUGUUGCCAGCGCUGCCAAAAGUGGUGGGUGGGAAGGGGCGAGUGGACGGGUUGGUGGCGAGAGGGGGGUUCGUGGUGCGCGAGUUGGUUUGGGAGGGGGGCUUGUUUGUGCGGGCGAGCAUUGAGGCGCGGAGUGGGGGGUUGUUGAGGGUAAGGGUGCAAGGGGGAAUGGGGUUUUUUGUGGAUGGGAAGAGGUAUGAGGGUGCCGUGGAGACGGAGGUUGGGGGGUUGUAUGAGAUCACUGCUGCGGCGUGA
Chaetomium strumarium is the source of this 2403-nucleotide messenger RNA. Its product is annotated as glycoside hydrolase family 95 protein. NCBI's taxonomy places the organism in Eukaryota, Fungi, Ascomycota, Sordariomycetes, Sordariales, Chaetomiaceae. The transcript is spliced from 3 exons. The record is from RefSeq and is a predicted model, not a curated record. Gene Ontology annotation, biological process: carbohydrate metabolic process. Gene Ontology annotation, molecular function: alpha-L-fucosidase activity. The coding region runs from base 1 to 2403 and encodes 800 amino acids.